AUGGAAUUCAAUUCAACAGGCAUUGUUGUUUAACCUCAUCCUACCAUUAAAAAAGAUAUAUGGAAUCAAUUCGUUUGUGAAUUCCCUAGAUGUUCAAAUUAAUACAAAUUACCUGAAAAUCAAAAGGAUAGAUACAAAUUCCUUUCAGCCUUGAUGAUUGCUAACAUUUUUGACACAUUGACAAGUUGGCAAUAACUAAAAAAACUCUAUGAUAUUUAUGAGUUCUUGGGAAGGAUUGCAAAUGACAAAGACUAUCCUCCAUUAAUGUAAAAACAUAUUUUAAAUUUAAUGAAAUCAUUUAAUACACUAAUAAGUAAUUUACAACCUUUUGAUUCUCGUAAAAUUGAAAACAAUUAUUAACACUAUUAAAAGAUAUAAAUAGUUUAAGAGUACCUCCAAAAAUAAAGAAAAUACAUAUACUCCUUAUUAGAUCAUGAAUAAGGAAUCAAUACUCUUUUCAGAUUAUCAAGAGGAAUAGCAUUAAGUUUAUAUCUUAAACCUGAUUAUGAAAAGAUUACUCCAGUAUCAAGAUUUAUAACAUCAUUGACUAGAGAAGAGAUUAUAAAGAAAUUAAGUAGUGAUGAUUUAGAAAUUAAUCAAAAGAAUCAUUUUAUUUUAGAAGAUUAUGAAAUCGUAGCCAUAUCACAUCUCCUUAGUUGUCCUAUACAUUUUUUUAUAAAUUAUUUUGAACCAAAAUGUAAUUAUCUCAUAAAAAGAAGAAUUCAUUAAUAAUAAAGUGAAGAAAAAACUAUAGCUUUUUUAUUAGAUAUAUAAUAAACUAAUUUUUAAGUCAGAAUACUAUCAUCUACUCAAGAUAUUAUAUAUAUACAAAAUAUUAUUAAUUAAAGAAAAUAUUUAUUUCAAACUAAUUAACCAAAAGCUAUUGUAGAAUAUUUAUAAUAAAUUAUUGAAAGUAUAUUAAAUUAAGCUACACAUGAUUUUUCUAAUCUUAAUAAAUUUUGGAUUGUAAAAAUGCUAUAAAUAAUUAAAUUAGGAGAAGCUUAAACAUUAAUUGCUAAUAGAUAAGCAAUUAAAAUUAGUGAAUUAUUUUCAAGAGAAAGUUAUAAUUUAUUUUAACUUUUAAAUUUAGAUCCAAAAAUGCAUUAAGAAUUUUUAAUUAAUUCUGAAUAAAAUCUUAAAUAAACAGAAGAACUUAUAGAAAAUAUAAUUAUAUCCUAAGUAACUAUGAUUAGAGAUUAAAUAACAGAAAUAGUUAAUACGUAAAAGAGACCUUAAUCUAUCUCUCAAAAUCAAAUAGUCUCAGGAGAUAAAGUUUCAGUUCCAAGAUAUUUAGUUAAUAAUUCUUUGUUUUAAUAAUAAAAUAAUUAAACUCCAAAUUAUUUUUAAUAAUAAAAAAAAUUAAAUCUAGCUGGCAGAUUAAUAGCAAAAGAUUUAGAUAAUGAUUUACCUGAAAAUUCAGAUUCAAGUGAAAGAGAUUUGAGAGAUCGUAAUAUUUAAGCUAGUUCUAUAUAAAAUUUACCUGUAACAUGCAAAGAAUAUGAUACUGAAGAUGAAAUUGAAUUUAAGAGAGCUGAUGAUCUAUAAUAAUCAGCAAAUAAACAAAUCUAAAAAUAUGAUUAUAAUCCUUCUGAUGAACAUGCUUUAGUUAGACCACCAAAAUAUUAAACUUAAGAAAAUAAAUAAAAAAAUGAUGUUAUUUCUUAAAAAGUUUCUGCAAGUUCAUAUAAAUAAAUUCAAUCUGAAAAGAAAAGACAAAAAAGUGUAGAAAAUACAGAUUUUGAAGCUAGUUUAAAUUUAUAAAAUGACUAUCUUGUUUCUAGUUAGAAUAGAGCAUCUAUAAUGAGAGCUCAAUCUGAUUUAAAUGUAUUAAAACAAUCAGCAAAACAAAGAGAUAGUUUAGAUUUUGAACCAAAAAAAUAGAUUAUAAAUUAAGUUAAUAAAAUGAGUAGUUCUUAAAUCAUGAGAUCAAGUGUUAAAUAUGAAUAAAAAUAGAUAAUUAAUGAAUUAUAUUAAAGUCAUAUUUCUGAAGUUAUGAAUGAAUCCAAAAGUGAAAUUAGUAUGAUUUAAAAAUGGUUUUGUCCAAUUUGUUUCACAGAAACCUAUUAAUUAGAUUAAAUUAGAAAUCUUCAUGAUGAUCAUUAGGUUUGUAAGUCUUGUUUGGAAGAUUGGAUCAAAGUAAUAUUUUUAUUAAAUUUUAGGUUAAAUUUAAUUCAGGAUAAUGGAAUUUUAAAUUUUUUAAAUGUCCUAUAUAACUUAUUGAAGGGGAAACUAUGAAACCUUGUGAACAUAUUAUUGAAUAAUAGGAAAUUAAAAAUGCCUUGACUCCUGAUGAAUUUAGUAAAUUAACUGAAAGGGCUAUGAAACAUGGUAUUAUUGACAUUAUAUGUCCAAAUCAAUCUUGUUAAGCAAGUAUUAAAGGUAUGCCUCCUUAAAAUUAAAAUGGAUUUCUAUGUCCAUAAUGUUUUCAUAAGAUUUGUUGGGUUUGCAAGUAAAUUUAUAUUUCAUUAAUUAAAAAUUUAGAAAUUCAGAUCAUGGUGAUUCAAAAUGUCCAUAAAGAUUAGAUGAAAUAAAAGUAGCUUUAUAAGAUGAGAGAGUAAGUUGUUGUCCUGGAUGUUUAGAAAUUUAUAUGAAAAAUGAUGGUUGUGAACAUGUUUCAUGUACUAAUUGUUUAAUAGAAUUUUGUUUUGCUUGUAGUGCUCAUAGACCUCCAAUUAUUGCACAUGGUAUUUAUAAUUAAAUUUAAAUAAGGGGCUCAUUUUCAUAGGGUUGGUUGUUAAUAUAGAGUUCCAUGGUGGAAAGAUUAAUAUAAAAAAAUAGAAAAUUUGGAUGAAGAAUAUUUACCUGAUGAAUGUGAAUAUUGUAAACGAAAUUAAAAACCAUGUCCUCGUCCUAUGUCUUUGGCUGAUUUUAAGAAUUUAGCUCAUUUAAACUUUUGAA
Paramecium pentaurelia is the source of this 2898-nucleotide messenger RNA. The record is from the annotation of a GenBank genome assembly. Lineage: Eukaryota; Ciliophora; Oligohymenophorea; Peniculida; Parameciidae.